CGUGAGGUUCAGCUGACCCACCGAUCAAGGAUCAGGUUGCUCGAGCAAUGUGAGGGAAGAGGAGGAGGCGACGGGGGGGAACGGUUACUGAAAUACUGACCGUGAGGAGCGGAGUAGCGCUGUCCUUCCCCCAGUCUAACAGGCGGUACGUCCUUCUACUUUCUGCAGUGGGGCGUAUUUGAAAGUAUAUCAGUUUACUUCAAACAAUUUACUUAUUGAGGAUGACAGAAUUUUGGUUAAUAUCUGCUCCUGGGGAGAAAACAUGUCAACAGACAUGGGACAAAUUAAAUGCUGCAACGACGAGGAACAACCACCUCUCUACCAACUUCAAGUUUGCAAUUCCAGAUUUGAAGGUUGGAACUUUAGAUGUCUUAGUGGGGUUAUCUGAUGAGCUGGCCAAAUUGGACUCAUUUGUGGAGGGUGUUGUGAAGAAGGUAGCCCAGUACAUGGCUGAUGUGUUGGAAGACAGUAGGGACAAAGUACAAGAGAACCUUUUAGCCAGUGGAGUUGAUUUGGUCACCUAUAUCACAAGAUUUCAAUGGGACAUGGCGAAGUAUCCAAUCAAACAGUCUCUAAAGAAUAUUUCUGAAAUUAUUACUAAGCAAGUAUCUCAGAUUGACAAUGAUCUGAAAGCAAGAGCAUCAGCAUACAACAAUCUGAAAGGAAAUUUACAGAAUUUGGAGAGGAAGAAUGUGGGAAGUUUGAUGACAAGAAGCCUGGCUGAUAUUGUGAAGAAGGAAGACUUUGUAAUGGACUCUGAAUAUCUCACCACAUUGUUAGUAGUUGUCCCAAAAACAAAUUAUCUCGAAUGGGAAAAGACUUAUGAAACUCUAGCAGAGAUGGUGGUUCCACGGUCAAGCAAGUUGAUAUGUGACGACAUGGAUAGCGGCUUGUACACUGUAACGUUAUUCAGAAAGGCAGUUGAUGACUUCCGACUGAAGGCCAGGGAGAACAAGUUCAUUGUUCGGGAUUUCCAGUAUAACGAGGAGGAGCUGAAAGCAGAUAAAGAAGAGAUGACUCGACUUUCAACUGACAAAAAGAAACAAUUUGGUCCCUUGGUCCGAUGGUUGAAAGUUAACUUCAGUGAAGCUUUCAUUGCAUGGAUUCAUGUGAAAGCAUUAAGAGUUUUCGUAGAAUCGGUUCUAAGAUAUGGUUUGCCGGUUAAUUUUCAAGCAAUGCUUUUACAACCCAACAAAAAGAUGAUGAAGAAGCUUCGAGAGAUUCUCAAUGAUCUAUACAAACACUUGGACAGCAGUGCAGCUGCCAUCAUUGAUGCUGCCAUGGACAUACCAGGUCUAAGUCAACAGGAAUACUAUCCGUAUGUGUAUUACAAGAUUGACUGCAAUCUGCUUGAGUUCAAAUAGAUACUAAUACAGUUUUCUCAAGCCUUGGCUUGUAGAGUAUGGAUUACAGUAGUAAUGGACAGAUGCCUGCUUGUCCCUUAAUUUCCUCUAAGUCUGGGUUAACUGGUGUUUGCUUACUCAGUCCUCAAAUGGUGCAGUCCUGUGUUCUGUCUGCUGCUGUUUCCUUUAAAAACAUGUAUUGAUGUACUUUUUUUUAACCAAUCAGGUAUUGAAUUAUGUGCUGCAAUAAUCUGGAUCUAUAUUUAUGAAACAAAUGAAUUAUUUAAAAGCAAAAGAAAAAGUCAUUUGUGAAGUGCUGUGUGGUAAACUGCAUUGGUGUCAAUAUUCCUGAAAGACCUUGUUUACAACUGUAUAUUAAUAGUGCAAAAGAGUUUGUAUCAUUUCACCUAUUUACUUGUGUUUGGUACAUAGAAUUUAAAUAGUCACUGGUCAUAACCAAUCGUGUUUAUUGAAAGUGUGAGAUGUACAGGGUCAGUACUAAUGUUUUAAACAUGACUCCAAUGUGUAAAAACUCUACUUUCAUGAUUUAGCAAGCUGUAAAGAUAUGGAAUAAAUGUAAAAGCCACGAGAAUCAAGUUUCUUUCAAUGUUGAGUAAUUUUAUAACUUUAAACAAAGAUGAAUACUACAGGAAUGUUCUGUUUAAAUAUCAGCUAAGUUUAUUUAGCUUAACAUAUAAUCAUAAUUUGUGAUCACUGGUUUAAGUGACAACUCUCGUGCAAGCAGAUUUUGAAUAUUACUACUUUAUCAUUUGCAAAUUGUUUCUGCUGAGCAAUUAGAACUCCUCUUGGGUGAAGGAAAUAACCUUACAUAAUGACAUUUCUACAAGCAUUGUCUUUGAGAUAUCAAAUUUUAGUUUGGUGUUACUCUUGUGAAUCCAAACCUAUCUGGAAUUCUGCAGACCUCAUUUGUGUUAAUUAGGCCAGUUAGUUUCAGUCCUCAGCAAAGGUUUACUGGGUUGGUUCCUGAGGUGAGAGGGUUGUCAUAUAUUGAGGGUCUGAGUAAUUUUGUCUUAGACUGCAGAAUUUAGAAAAAUUGAAAUAUGCAAGAUUUUGAAGGGGUUUGAAAGAUCCGAGAGAUCAUUUCCUUGGAUGGAGAUAUAGUUUUGAGAUAUGGAAGUAAUCAUUUAGAUGAGAAUGUUCUUUAUUCCAAAGGUUGUGAAUCUUUGGAAUUCCUUAACCCAAAGAUGGAUGUUCUAUUGUUUUAUUUUCACAAGAUUGAGAAAGAUUUUUGGCGUCUCAUGGAAUUGAUGGAUUAUGUGGAACAGGCUGGAAAGUGGAGUUGAGAAGAUCAGUGAUGAUCAUAUUGAGCAGCAAAGCAGAGUCAAGGGGGUCAUAUGGACUGCUGCUAUUCCUUAUUCUCAUGCACAUUGUUGAGAGAUGGGAAUAGAUUAUUUUUAACCUGUAUUGUUAAAAUAAAUAUGCCAAUUCA
This is a messenger RNA of Chiloscyllium plagiosum (whitespotted bambooshark), 2793 nucleotides long. It is a transcript of the gene atp6v1c1a, whose product is annotated as ATPase H+ transporting V1 subunit C1a. Gene Ontology annotation, cellular component: vacuolar proton-transporting V-type ATPase, V1 domain; lysosomal membrane. Gene Ontology annotation, molecular function: proton-transporting ATPase activity, rotational mechanism. Gene Ontology annotation, biological process: proton transmembrane transport. Lineage: Eukaryota; Metazoa; Chordata; Chondrichthyes; Orectolobiformes; Hemiscylliidae. The record is from RefSeq and is a predicted model, not a curated record.